Molecule: messenger RNA, 393 nt
Organism: Solanum verrucosum
Lineage: Eukaryota; Viridiplantae; Streptophyta; Magnoliopsida; Solanales; Solanaceae
Product: tropinone reductase homolog
Exons: 3
Coding region: 1-393 (130 amino acids)
Molecular function (GO): oxidoreductase activity
Source: RefSeq, a predicted model, not a curated record
AUGGCAGUUGACUCAUUUGCACUUUUGGCCUGUUUUGUGUUGAUAAAUAAAGCUGUUGUGGUUGUAUCAAACUUAGCAACAGAAUCCACUCAUGAAGAUUACAACACUAUGAUGGGCACAAAUUUUGAGGCUUCUUACCACUCAUCUCAACUAGCACAUUCCUUCUUAAAAGCCUCAAAAAAUGAAAGAAUUGUUUUCAUUUCUUCUGUUGCUGGCUUUGUCUCUCUGCCUUUAUCUUCCAUUUAUUCAGCAGCUAAAGGGGCAAUGAACCAAUUGACAAGGAGUUUGGCAUGUGAAUGGGCUAUGGACAAUAUUAGAGUUAAUGCAGUUGCACCAUGGGUAAUCAAAACCUCUCUCAUUGAAGCAGCUUCAGUAAGUUUAAGCAUAUUAUAA